Molecule: messenger RNA, 597 nt
Organism: Olea europaea var. sylvestris
Lineage: Eukaryota; Viridiplantae; Streptophyta; Magnoliopsida; Lamiales; Oleaceae
Product: calcium-dependent protein kinase 17-like
Exons: 3
Coding region: 10-597 (195 amino acids)
Biological process (GO): intracellular signal transduction; peptidyl-serine phosphorylation; protein autophosphorylation
Cellular component (GO): cytoplasm; nucleus
Molecular function (GO): calcium/calmodulin-dependent protein kinase activity; ATP binding; calmodulin binding
Source: RefSeq, a predicted model, not a curated record
GUGCAACUCAUGGGGGCUUAUGAGGAUAAACAUUCUGUGCAUUUGGUGAUGGAAUUGUGUGCAGGAGGAGAGCUUUUUGAUAGGAUAAUUGCAAAGGGGCAUUACACAGAACGUGCUGCAGCAUCUUUGCUUAGAAUAAUUGUACAGAUUGUUCAUACAUGCCAUUCAAUGGGGGUUAUUCAUAGGGAUUUGAAGCCAGAGAAUUUCCUUCUCCUGAAUAAAGAUGAAAACGCACCUUUGAAGGCAACAGAUUUUGGGCUCUCUGUGUUCUAUAAAGAAGGAGAAGUAUUUAAAGAUAUUGUGGGCAGUGCAUACUAUAUUGCUCCUGAAGUGUUGAAAAGAAGAUAUGGACCAGAAGUUGAUAUUUGGAGCAUUGGGGUCAUGUUGUACAUUCUACUCUGUGGAGUCCCUCCUUUCUGGGCAGAAUCUGAGAAUGGGAUAUUCAAUGCAAUUUUACGUGGACACGUUGAUUUUACCAGUGACCCUUGGCCUUCUAUUUCAAAUGGGGCAAAGGAUCUUAUAAGGAAGAUGUUGAAUUCAGACUCCAAGCAAAGGCUUACAGCAUAUCAAGUUCUAGGUAUCAAUUUAAAUGUUUAA